Messenger RNA from Tarenaya hassleriana, 3757 nucleotides. RefSeq lists its product as uncharacterized. Gene Ontology annotation, biological process: signal transduction. The transcript has 12 exons. Lineage: Eukaryota; Viridiplantae; Streptophyta; Magnoliopsida; Brassicales; Cleomaceae. The record is from RefSeq and is a predicted model, not a curated record. Bases 193 to 3594 code for a protein of 1133 amino acids.
GUGUUCGACUAAAACGCCUCUCGUCGUUCUUCUUCAAGACGAAAUUUUCUGAUCUGCCUUUCACGAAAGCGUCUUGCGACUGCCACAAAAUUUUCCGAUUGAGAGAUUUCUCUUCCGUUUUGUACAAAUUUUGUGAAUAAUCUUAAUUCGUUGGAGGGAUUGGUGAUCCGCGAUUGUGGGUUGUGUUCGUUUAUGAAAUCAAUGUCGGAAGCGGAGCGAUUGAGAGGAGGAAUCGCCAUGUCUAUUCCGGCGAACGAGGAGGAGACGGUGGCAGCGAAUUCUUCGCCUAAGACUCUUCCACGGAGGCUACGCCGUCGUCUUCUCGAGCCGAAGAGCCCCGUCUCCGCCGAGGAGAUCGACGCCAAACUUAGAGAGGCUGAUCUUCGGCGCCAGCAAUACUAUGAGUCACUGUCAAGCAAGGCUCGACCUAAGAUGAAAACCCAGAUUACCACACCGGUUGAGGAUCUUAGUCAGCGGCUCGAAGCGAAGCUUAAUGCUGCCGAGCAGAAGAGGUUAAGCAUUCUGGAAAAGGAGAUGGCACGUCUGGCAAAGCUGGAUGAGCUAAGGCAAGCUGCCAAGAGUGGACUGGAGCAGCGGUUUGAGAAGGAGCGUGAUGAGUUGGGGACGAAAGUCGAAGAACGGGUUCAAAAGGCAGAGAGAAACAGGUUGCUUCUUUUGAAAGCCAUAGCACAGCAGCGGGCGGCAAAGAGACAGCGGGCAGCUCAGAGUUUGAUGCAACGGGUAAUGCAGGAGAGCAGGUACAAGGAAUGUGUACGUGCAGCAAUCCAUCAGAAAAGAGCAGCUGCUGAGAGAAAACGGCUUGGAUUUCUGGAAGCGGAAAGGAGAAGAGCUCGUGCUAGGCUAUCACGGGUUUUUGGGGUUGCCAAUUCUGUUCAUAAUCAGAGGGAAACUGAGAGAAGAAAAAUGAAGGACCGGUUGGAAGAUCGGCUUCAAAGGGCCAAGAAACUAAGGGCACAGUUUUUGAGGCAAAGGCGAGGCCUGGAGAGCAAUGUGCAUCUGUCAUCGAAAAUAAUACAGAAGAAUCAGGAGCAUCGUGUGAGAAUGGUACAAAGAUGCUGGAGAAGAUUUACUGAAUCCAAGAAAACAACUUGCGCUUUGGCAUGGGCUUAUCGCAACCUUGGAAUUGAUGAAAAAUCUAUCGAGUCAAUGCCAUUUGAGCAGCUUGCCCUUCAAAUCAAUUCGGUCUCAGUACUUCGAACAGUGAAAGCAUUGCUUGAUCGUUUGGAGAUUCGUCUCUCUCUUUUACAUGCAUCUAAAGUGACGAAUAUUAAUCAUCUUCUUAAGCACUUUGCUUCUGCCACUUCAAGGGGGAACUCGCCCAUUGCCAUCAGUAAAAGUGGGCGAGCAUCGGUAGAAUCAAAGGAAAAGGGGUCUCGAAAAUCUAAAAAGAUUGUGAGGUACCCAGCUAGAGUUUUUCUUUGUGCUUACAUGAUCAUGCGUCAUUCCGAUGCAGUUUUCAGGGGAAGAGGUGAACAUGAGGUUAUGUUGGCUGAAUCUGCAGCCAAUCUUAUUAGGGAGUUUGAGUUGCUGCUGAAGACUAGAUUGGAUGGACCAGGGUCUACUGCCCAGGAUAAUACAUCUUUGGUAGCUCUAGAUUCAAAGAAUUUCAGAUCUCAGCUAGAAGCCUUUGAUAAAGCUUGGUGCUCUUACCUGCAUAAAUUUGUAAUUUGGAAAGUUAAUGAUGCUAAGCUUUUAGAAGAGGAUUUAGCUAGAACUCAUGAAGCAGAGCAGUCAGCAGUGUCGAAAGACAAUCUUUCUCCCAUAGCCAGAGAUGACGUUCAGAUUCAUGGUGUUAAUGCAACUCAGAAAUUGACUAGAGAAGUUUCUGAGCUCAAUAGGCAGAAUGUUGAUGACGGUAUUGAUGCCAAGACAUUUUCCCCAUCGUCUCAGGCUAAACUUACUGAAGUUGAUGGAGCAAGACAACCAGUAGUACAUUCAGAUUCACAUGGCUCAUCUUCGUAUCCGCCAGACUCGUCAAACUUUGCUUCAUCUUUGAACUCUGGCAAUGAAGGCACUUCUACUCUAAACAUGACAGAUGCUAGUUUUGAUGCAGCAUUGGUGAGUGAAAACGAAUUAAUUGUAAAUGAGAUUGUUCAUGACAAUAACAGCAGUUUUGCUGAUAGUUUCACCAACAGUGGGGAUAUUAGCAGUCUUCAGGAGAAAGUUAAGGAGACAAUGGAAAAGGCUUUUUGGGAUGGGGUUAUGGAAUCCAUGAAAGAGGCUCGACCUGAUUUUAACUGGGUUCUUAAACUCAUGAAAGAAGUAAGAGAUGAACUCUGUGAGAUAUCCCCUAGAGAUUGGAGGCAAGAGAUUGUUCGAACUAUCGAUACAGAUGUCCUGUCACAGUCGCUGGGGUCUGGAAAUGUCGAUAUGGCAUAUCUUGGGAAUAUUUUAGAGUUUGCCCUUGGCACUUUAUUGAAGCUUUCUGCCCCAGCCAAUGAGGAGGAGAUCAGGAGUACCUAUCAUAAUUUAAUGAAUGAACUAAGAGAGAUAGCUCAAUCUGAAGGCCAGACAAAUUCUUCAUAUGGAAUCUUAGUAGUUAAGGGCCUACGCUUUGUUUUGCAACAGCUUCAGAUUCUGAAGAAAGAGAUCAGCAAAGCUCGUCUGAAAAUGUUGGAGCCACUUCUCAAGGGACCUGCUGGUUUGGAAUAUCUGAAGAAGGCAUUUGCCAGUCGGUAUGGCUCUCCGGACCAAGCUUCCUCUUCUCUUCCUUAUACGAAGCGGUGGCUUUUAUCUCUACGGGGAGAGGCAGAAACCGAGUGGAAUGAACACACAGAUGCUCUUUCUGCUCUUUCAAACAAUGACCCUGUAUCUCUGGGUAUCCCAUCUUCCACUUUGCGAACUGGAGGCAGACUCUCUUCUGGGUCUAAUGUCAACUCCCCACCGUCUCCGUUUCCAGGAAUUGAGCUGGCAGAAUGCAAUGGGGAAACCGUGGAUCUUCGUAUUAGGCUUGGUUUGUUGAAGUUGGUAAGCGAAAUAAGUGGUCUUGCUAUGGAAUCCCUCCCGGAAACCUUUCGACUCAAUCUCGCCAGGCUGAGAGCUAUUCAAUCUAGAAUUCAGAAAAUCAUUCUCGUCUCGAUCAGUGUGUUGAUUCUCCAACAAACCCUUGUCAGUGAGAAUGCAGUCACCAACCCGAAAGACAUGGAAACUGUUGUAUCCAAAUGCGUUCAUCGUCUUUACGAUACGCUAGAUGCCAAACCUGACUCGGGCCUUCCAGAAAUCACGGAAAUAAUCUGCGACUUCCCCGAGGAGACCAAACCUGAGUCCCAUGGUCCAGAACAGCUCGAGACAAGGAAGCGUUUCGUGGCGAGCAUGCUGCUUAAAAGCUUACAAGCUGGAGACCCCGUGUUCGCCCGUGUGUCUCGGACCGUGUACCUUGCCACGAGAGCUGCCGUUCUGGCCGGCAGCAACUUGAAGAGAAAACAGGCAGUGGAAGGCCCGCUCCGACGCAUCGGAGCGGGUCAUCUCUCGGACAAGGUGAUAGAGGUGGCAGAUGUUCUGGUUCUAUUGGCGACCGUCUCCGGUUCCGUUCAUGGACAGUGGUACGAGGAACUGAUGAAGAAGCCAAAUUGAAAAGCGUGUAAGAGCUGGAGACUCUUUUAUUUGUAUUAGUGUCUGUGGAUAGAGAGAUACGUACUCGACUGACAUAACUACCGGACAUAAUUGUAAGUAUGUAACUCGUGCCGUGUGUAAUAUUAUACGUGAAAAAGCCAUGGUUGUGCGGUUCCGGUCCUAA